AUGAGGGUGGUCAUCUAUAAAGCUUUGAAACAUGAUCCCAUUCCUGUAAGGUCCCAGGCGCUGUCGUUGCCACUUAAGUUCUCAGAAUUGUCUCCUGUGUUAAAAGACCCAUAUUCCUGUCUGGAUAUUCAGUACACAACCCAAAUUAAGUUUGCUCAGGCAGGAGUAGAUACCUGCCUGAUAUUUCCCCCUGAAUUUCCUAUCAUAAAUAAUUAUCAAAGUUCUUUUAAGCUCUUUUCACUUAUGGAUAUGAAACCUCCCAUCUCUAGAGCCAAGAUGAUUCUCAUCACUAAAGCUGCUAUUAAAGCUAUUAAGCUUUAUAAGCAUGUAGUUCAAAUAGUAGAAAAAUUCAUCAAAAAGUGUAAACCAGAAUACAAAGUUCCAGGAUUAUACGUAAUUGACUCAAUUGUGCGACAGUCUCGUCAUCAGUUUGGAACUGAUAAAGAUGUUUUUGGGCCAAGAUUCUCUAAAAACAUAACUGCCACAUUCCAAUAUUUAUAUCUUUGUCCAUCUGAAGAUAAGAGUAAAAUAGUUCGUGUGCUGAACCUUUGGCAAAAAAAUGGAGUGUUCAAAAUUGAGAUAAUUCAGCCUCUUUUGGACAUGGCAGCAGGAACCAGUAAUGCUGCUCCAGUAGCAGAAAAUGUCACCAAUAAUGAAGGCUCACCUCCACCUCCAGUAAAAAUUUCUUCUGAACCUCCACAAGCCACUCCAAACUCUAUGCCUACUGUACCACAGUUGCCCAGCUCUGAUGCUUUCGCUGCUGUGGCUCAACUGUUUCAGACUACUCAAGGCCAACAGCUUCAGCAGAUCCUUCAGACUUUUCAACAGCCUCCAAAACCACAGUCUCCCGCCCUUGACAAUGCUGUGAUGGCUCAGGUUCAGGCUAUCACAGCUCAGUUAAAGACAGCUCCUACACAACCACCUGAACAAAAAGCUGCUUUCCCCCCACCUGAACAAAAAACUGCAUUUGACAAGAAGCUGCUUGAUAGAUUUGAUUAUGAUGAUGAGCCAGAAGCUGUGGAAGAAUCAAAAAAAGAGGAUGCUGCUGCCAUUCUCCCUGCAGUACCUGCUGCUGCCUCCGUGGCCGCUGCCGCCGCCACCACCGCCACCGCCACUGCCACCACCACCACCACCACCACUGGAGCACCUCCUGUUGUGGCCACACCUGCCCCCACUGCUGCCGCUGCAUCUGCUGCACCUGCUGCUACCUCUCCUCCUCCACAGACACCAUUCGGGUUUCCUGGAGAUGGCAUGCAGCAGCCAACAUACACACAACAUCAGAAUAUGGAUCAGUUUCAGCCUCGAAUGAUGGGAAUACAGGAUCCCAUGCGCCACCAGGUUCCACUUCCUCCUAAUGGACAGAUGCCAGGAUUUGGACUUCUUCCCACACCUCCAUUUCCUCCCAUGGCUCAACCUGUGAUUCCUUCAACUCCACCAGUGCAGCAGACUUUCCAACCCUCUUUUCAGGCACAAACUGAACAACUUUCACAGAAGCCACAUCAGCAGGAGAUGGAAGUAGAACAACCUUGUAUUCCAGAGGUUAAGCGGCAUAUGUCUGACAACAGAAAGUCAAGAUCUAGGUCAGCAUCCAGGUCACCAAAGAGGAGACGAUCAAGAUCUGGUUCUAGAUCUCGAAGGUCUCGUCACCGACGGUCUCGAUCUCGAUCCAGGGAUAGACGCAGACAUUCUCCUCGAUCUCGAUCCCAAGAAAGACGGGAUCGAGAGAAAGAGAGGGAACGUCGACAGAAAGGCCUUCCUCAGAUAAAACCAGAAACUGCAAGUGUUUGUAGUACUACUCUCUGGGUGGGACAGCUGGACAAAAGGACCACUCAGCAGGAUGUUGCAAGUCUCUUGGAAGAGUUUGGUCCCAUUGAAUCAAUUAAUAUGAUUCCUCCGAGGGGGUGUGCCUAUAUCGUUAUGGUUCAUAGGCAAGAUGCUUAUCGUGCCCUGCAGAAACUGAGCCGAGGAAAUUAUAAAGUGAACCAGAAGUCCAUAAAGAUUGCCUGGGCCUUAAACAAAGGAAUAAAAGCAGAUUAUAAGCAGUAUUGGGAUGUUGAACUUGGUGUUACUUAUAUUCCGUGGGACAAAGUAAAGCCCGAGGAACUGGAGAGUUUUUGUGAAGGAGGAAUGUUGGACAGUGAUACACUUAACCCAGAUUGGAAAGGAAUUCCCAAGAAGCCCGAAAAUGAUGUUGCUCAAAAUGGAGGCGCAGAAACCUCACACACAGAACCAGUAUCACCCAUCCCUAAACCUUUACCUGUGUCUGUCCCUCCUAUUCCUGUUCCUGCACCUAUAACAGUGCCACCUCCUCAGGUCCCACCACAUCAGCCGGGUCCUCCUGUAGUUGGUGCUCUCCAGCCGCCCGCUUUCACUCCUCCCUUGGGAAUUCCUCCUCCAGGCUUUGGGCCUGGCGUUCCUCCUCCACCUCCCCCUCCGCCAUUUUUGCGCCCAGGAUUCAAUCCAAUGCAUUUACCACCAGGUUUUCUUCCUCCUGGACCCCCUCCUCCUAUAACUCCACCAGUAUCCAUUCCUCCUCCUCACACUCCACCAAUAAGCAUCCCAAACUCUACUAUCGCUGGUAUAAAUGAAGACACUACAAAAGACUUAUCUAUUGGAAAUCCCAUUCCAACAGUGGUGUCUGGGGCUAGAGGAAAUGCCGAGUCUGGUGACAGUGUGAAAAUGUAUGGCUCUGCCGUGCCACCUGCUGCACCCACGAAUCUGCCUACCCCUCCUGUAACCCAGCCUGUUUCACUUCUUGGCACUCAGGGAGUUGCACCUGGUCCUGUAAUUGGGCUGCAGGCACCAUCAACUGGUCUUCUUGGUGCCCGACCCGGCCUCAUCCCACUUCAGCGCCCUCCAGGGAUGCCUCCCCCUCAUUUACAGCGGUUUCCCAUGAUGCCACCUCGCCCCAUGCCACCACACAUGAUGCACAGAGGGCCGCCACCGGGACCAGGGGGCUUUGCGAUGCCACCGCCUCAUGGAAUGAAAGGGCCCUUUCCUCCACAUGGGCCCUUUGUUAGGCCUGGUGGGAUGCCAGGGCUUGGGGGCCCAGGACCAGGCCCCGGGGGUCCUGAAGACAGAGAUGGAAGGCAGCAGCAGCAGCCCCCGCCACAGCAGCAGCAGCCACAGCCACAGCAGCCACCUCCACCACAGCCACAGCAGCCGCCACCUUCACAACAGCCGCCACCAGCUCAGCAGCAGCCACAACAGUUUAGAAAUGAUAACAGGCAGCAGUUCAAUUCAGGUAGAGACCAAGAAAGGUUUGGAAGAAGAUCUUUCGGAAAUAGGGUGGAAAAUGACCGGGAACGGUAUGGGAACCGUAAUGAUGAUAGAGAUAAUAGUAAUCGUGAAAGGAGAGAGUGGGGAAGAAGAAGCCCUGAACGGGACAGGCACAGAGACUCAGAAGAGAGAAAUAGACGCUCUAGUGGGCAUCGAGACAGAGAGAGAGAUUCUAGAGAUAGAGAAUCUCGUAGAGAGAAGGAAGAAACCCGAGGAAAGGAAAAGCCUGAGGUGCCAGACAGGGCCAGUGGUAACAAAGCCACUGAACCUCCCCUUAGCCGAGUGGGGAACGUAGACAAUGUUUCAGAACUUGAUAAGGGGGAGGCCGAGGCCCCUGUGGUAAAACCUCCUGAAGAGUCACCUGCUGAGGCUACCUCAUCCGUUGAACCCGAAAAGGAUUCUGGCUCAGCAGCAGAGGCUCCUCGCUAGAGACUGCAACUUGCAAAAUGUGACAGUGACACUUCUGGAGUGUAGAGCUUGAGGUGUACAGAUGCUGUAUUAUAUUUGCUCCUGCUAUCUCAGCCCCGCGGUAGUUGGUGGGGAAUUGUAAGCAAUUUGAUUGCUUCCCUUCUAUUUAAAAAUAGCUACAAAAUAACAAAAAAUACUGAAAUAUGAAUAAAUAUUACCCCUUUUGCUGUAACUUUUUUAAAGUUUUGACUUUAAAAAGUUUACAAAUCGUAAUUAGAAGUGCUCUCUAUUUUUUUUUUUUUUAAUUUAAGACAAGGUAACGGUGAAAGCUC
Messenger RNA from Fukomys damarensis (Damara mole-rat), 4019 nucleotides. It is a transcript of the gene Scaf4, whose product is annotated as SR-related CTD associated factor 4. Gene Ontology annotation, biological process: negative regulation of termination of RNA polymerase II transcription, poly(A)-coupled. The transcript has 21 exons. The coding region runs from base 1 to 3708 and encodes 1235 amino acids. Gene Ontology annotation, cellular component: nucleus. Lineage: Eukaryota; Metazoa; Chordata; Mammalia; Rodentia; Bathyergidae. The record is from RefSeq and is a predicted model, not a curated record. Gene Ontology annotation, molecular function: RNA binding; RNA polymerase II C-terminal domain phosphoserine binding.